CCCUACUCCCUUCCAGCCGCGUCUCACACCAAUCAGAUACUGUCUUUAUCCUGGUGGUGGAGAUGCCGUACCAGGUCACUGUGAAGGCUGCGCCGGUUCACAACCUUGUCCGAUCCGUCCCUCCUCGAGCGCGAUACCACCUCCACGAGCACCGCUGAUGUUCUACCAAGCCCGACGACGCUUCUUGGCCGGCUCCUCUACCCUCGUUUCUCCCUCAUCCUCCUCGCGCUCUUUUCGCUUCCUAUGAUCCGGAGUACCAAAAUCAUUGUUGAGGCCUUGCAUAUCCAGUAGAUCGUGGACUGCGUAUGGAGAUCCACUGAUGUGCUGCGGAUCCGCUGGCCCUUCUUGAAGAAGAACGGAUAAUGUGUCCUUGGUUUCAAAUUCGACCCUUUUACGAAAGGUUCCUUGGUGGUCGAUGAACGACCGAUCGCCGACCGACCCGGGAAGCCUAUAGCCGUUCACGAUAAAUCUCGCCGCCCGUUUAGACAACUGUUCCAGCAGCACCUCGAGCUCGGGACUAUGUCGAGGCAAACGACAGAAGAUAUGGCCCGAUCCAGAAUACUUCCCCUUAAUCUUCUUCGGCUUUGACUCGAGUUCAAAGUAGAAACGCGUCGCAACGAGGCAACGCGCGACGACAUCGACAUCCUCCGACCGACAGAACUGCUCCCGAGCUUUUGUUGUCAGCCCGCGCAUCCCGCCCGUAUCGUCCAAGUCGACCUCUCUGUCCAGCUCAACGUCAAACCGGAAAUACCGCCCGUCCAAUUCUGCCCGUCUUCCAUUCUUGAACGCCUGGGCAAUUUUUUGACCGUUGAUCAAUUCCAUGAAGGCUCUGUAUGACCGUGGCAGGAAUCCCUCUCUCCAGAUCGCACGUAGUCUGCUGGAGUGUGACGUGGGUACGCGUGGUCCCGAGGACCCGGUACCGAGGGAGACGACCACAUUGGGCCUUCGGAUCAGUGGCCACACCACCGGGAUUUCCCACAGGGCAAGGUCGACGGGAUUGUUCCUCCACAGGGCUCCGUCUUGAAAGGUCCCAACCCCAGGAAUGCGCUUUGCUGGAAAGUACCUCGUGGCCUGUGAGCUGAUCAGAACCUCGAAAGAGGCGGAAGGGAACAUACCACGGUGCCGCAGCUCCGCUCAUCGCUCUUGUUUGCAAUAUCAGCCAUCUUCUCAUGCUCCAACAAACCGUGACGGAAGGAAAUGGACACUCACAUCUCCCACAGUCGAAUCCUUUUCCGCCCAUCUUGUGACCGGACAAUGCGGUAUCCUGUUCAUCCAUUAGAGGUCGCUCUCACCUUGUCAGUUCGAAUCUCAGCGUACCGCAGUCCUGCGGCCUCGGUCCCGCCCCGUUAUAGUUGGUGAAGAGGCACGGGUCCGUUUCCAGGACCGUGGUUACCGGGAUUCCCACUUUCGCGCCGAUCGCAGUUGCAUGGGAGUUGUCCAGAAUGCCCAUGUCGCCGCCGAAAACUUCUUUUAGCGCAGCUUCCAAAUUAUCCGCUGGAUACAGACCGUCGGCCAAAUACGACACGAGAAACCCAAGAAUGUGCGACAAGAUCGGAAUGCGGGACACGACGGGUACGUGGGAGACCCAGCGCGGCCUGAAUGCCCUUUUCGCAAAAGAUUCGAAAAUAUUCGCACAGUCCUCCACCGGCCACCCCAUGAUAAAUAAUGCGAGGACGAUCAGUCCGCCUGGUCCGCGUCAGCGAGGCCCGUUCAGGGGAUCGUGUCCACCUACCGGAACUGGUGCCAAACGAAAUCUCGAAAUUAUCCUGCACUGGGAUCGGUAGGCCCAUCCUGUCCUCCAAGAUUUGCAAAAACAGCAGCGGCUUUACUUUUACCGUCACAUCUCGAAGCGCCAUAUCGCAGAGGAAACAGCGCCGAAUGUCGAACGCCCACCGAUCAUUCUGAUCUGGGUGUCCGAAGACUCGAGGGCAGUUCUCGCAGACCGCGUGGCCACAGGGCAAGUUGUUGUUCUCUGGCGUGCGACGCAAGCAUACGAGACAGGUGUCGUCGCUUCGCACCCGCUUCCAGCGAAGCUUAAACUUCUUCAGAUUGUUGUGAUGGACCGUCAUGGACGGCGUGCCGACGGCAAAGUCCUCGAAACAUUUUCGCAGCUGCUCUGAGACGGCUUGGACGAAGCCAGACGGAAGAAGCAAUUUUAUCGAGCUGUCGUACACAAGCACACCGCUCCUGCCCACUUGAUAGCAGGCGUCUUUAUACAGGGUCUGAAAUACAUCUUCGGGGUUGAACGCCACGGGGCCGUCAGAUUGGUUCCGCCACUCGUGAAAGGAGCUCCGACUUACCGUGCAUACCGGGAGGAUAGUGAUCCAGCAGAAGGCUCGAUGCAAUCAUCGGCACCGCGAAGUUCGUUAGCUCUUCAGGCGAUUUGAUCUGCCUCAGGAAGUUGCACAGAUGCGUGCCUAAGUCCGACGCGACAGGAUUUCGCAAACGCGACGCUUUCACGAAAUCGAACGGCUCCCUCGUGGUUCUGCCAAAGUGGUCGGUCGCAUAUUUGAAGAAUGCGGUCAAGUGCCUCCCAGAGAAAAGCGUCCUCGCCUCGAUCUUCUGCCUCCGACCUCGAUUCAGCACCCGGACCAAGUGUUCCUCCAGUCGCCGGUAGUCCUGUCCUCCGAAGGGGACGGUCACCACCUCGAGAGCCGACACCAUCUCCAGAGGAUUUUUGGUUGUCUCUUCUCUCAGCUCGCCCAGGAGAACCUCCUCGGCCUCCUCGUCGCUUUCGGCCCCAGGGUCUGUGGCUUCCAUCACCACGACCACCCGCGGAUAUGUCGCCUUCGGCAGUGUCGUCGGCCUGCCAUUCUCGAGCCAGGAUGCGAGUCGACGUACCACGGGACCAAACCCGCCGACGUCGGUCGAAAAGAAGCAAAAGACAUCCGCAAACGCACCCAAGAGACGGGAGUAGAGGUGAUCGGCAGCAUCUUCAAUAGCUAGAUCUCGGACGCCUCCCCGGAUGCGAGGAAGCAUCAACUGUCUCGUCUCGUGGCACUCGGCCGAGGACAUCUUUUUCAAGUCCCGGUACGGAAGGUCGCCAUCGGCUAGAAGCACGGGGACGUCAUGGAACACGUCGGGAUUUCCUCGUUGGAGAUGCACUCCGCCGCCACGUUUCCGUCUGCCGGUCGACUUCUGCCUAUGCUUCUCUGCGCCGAGCACACGAAGGGCUGACAAUUUGGCGGUAUGGCCAAUGAAGACCAACAAGCUGGGUUGCCGAAGGUCAGGGCUGGGAAUUUCGUCGAUAAGCGUUUGAAGCCGAUCCGAGAUGUACAAGAUGACUUCGUUUCGUUCGAUGCGGAGGUUGAGCCAAUCGCUGUGAUGACAGCGUGCCAUCAUGACAGCCAAAAUGCGACAGCCAGUAUCGAGACUGUGAGAUGCACAAGACGAGAUGAUUUUGAGAUAUCACGAUGACCGUCAUCCCGUGAGAGAAGCCCAAUCCAGGUCCUUGAACAGCGGGCGAGGAAAAGGAAACAAGCAGAGGGAAGAGACUCAAACAGGCUCCGAAUGCGGCCCUUCGAGAUCCGAUUUUGGGAUCUAGCAUGACUCUGGUUGACGUUUUGGGCUCCCGACAAGAUCCAUCCAGAGUGAUUGACGUUCACCGUCCAUUUCUUCUCGCCAUUCACGUUGAAUUGCCUCUCUUUGCGCGGGUGAAUACAGUGCAGAGCAGUAAUCAUGGUCAUUACUGGAAUUUCGAAGGGCAGGACAGACAAAUACUCCAUCAGCAGGAUGCCUUCCACUAACCAAGUUCAUCAUGUGAAUCGACCACCUGUCGAGCUUGAAGAUCCAAGGUCGACCCCCAAUCUGAAGAGAUACUCCGAGCCACCCGCGUUCAGGCACAGAUGUGCCCUUUGCCACAAGCCCCGGUCUUCGGCUUACCAGAGAGAUCAUCCCAUCGCUCCGGGAGAACAACCGCGUCCGGGGGUCUGUUCGCGACCAGGAUGCAGCGCCCAGAAACGAGCUUGGUCUCUAUCGAAAAGGCCUCCACCGGUGAUGGUCCUGGAAGUGCACUGUUAUAUCUACGAGAACCCUUUCCCGGAUAACUCCACUGGAACUCCUCUCACGGUCGAGCUCCCUGCAGCAGAGCAGGGCCGACAAAAGGAGCUCCUUCGUGGUGAUUAUGAGAAGUCGGCCUGGACGCAGAAGAACCCCAAUCAAUUUGAAGACAAGCAACAAGUUCCAUGGGUCAAUCGUAUGACCAAACCAACUUUUGUACCUCGCUAAGCUGGGAGCUUUUGUAAUGGGUCAACAUCGCGUCCGUACCCACAUCAUCACGGAUCCCAGGCAUCAAUGAAUGCUUCCGUUGUGUUAUUUUCUCUGAAGAUGAUGGUCACUGAUGGAAUUGGCAAUGGAACCGCCGGCCGGUUUUGUUGGUGGAUCGUGUUGCAGGUUUUGCUACGGAUCAUGUUUGACGAGAUUCAGAUAUUGUUCACAUCUAUACCAUACAUUGCUAGUCACACCAUCCUCAUAGGAACUAUCAAUGGGACGGCUAAGUCAUUCUGCGAUUUCGUCCCUGUGGCUAAGGUCAUACUGCCCACACCACAGAUCAACUAACCACCACUGUACCAAGCAUGAAAAAUUGAGCACCUUCCAGCACCUUAAGUUCAGCCGACGACAG
Molecule: messenger RNA, 4621 nt
Organism: Exophiala xenobiotica
Lineage: Eukaryota; Fungi; Ascomycota; Eurotiomycetes; Chaetothyriales; Herpotrichiellaceae
Exons: 2
Coding region: 3679-4227 (182 amino acids)
Source: RefSeq, a predicted model, not a curated record